Molecule: messenger RNA, 522 nt
Organism: Rhizoctonia solani
Lineage: Eukaryota; Fungi; Basidiomycota; Agaricomycetes; Cantharellales; Ceratobasidiaceae
Exons: 3
Coding region: 1-522 (173 amino acids)
Biological process (GO): protein folding; protein import into mitochondrial matrix; protein stabilization
Cellular component (GO): mitochondrion
Molecular function (GO): zinc ion binding; protein-folding chaperone binding
Source: RefSeq, a predicted model, not a curated record
AUGUUCCGCCAGUUUAUUAGCUCCCAGACUCGUCUUCUGAUCCCGACCCGUGCAUCAACACACCAUUACCCUCGAUUUCCCCUGCAAGCGAGCUCGUCGCUCCAACAACGGCUCGCACCUCGCCCUGCCACCCAAUCCCAACUUCACCACCUCUGCUCUGCGCAGAACCAAAAUUCCAAUGCAGGCUUGCCUCCCCCAUCUGGAGAAAAGCUGGCGUUUGAGAACCCAGAGGAGCCCAGGCUAUCGUUAACGUUCACUUGCACUGUAGCUAACUGUGGACACCGCUCGUCGCACACCUUUACUAAGCGGGCAUAUACCAAAGGGAUUGUCAUAGUUCAAUGUCCGGGCUGCAAAAAUCGACACCUUAUUGCAGAUAACCUCGACUGGUUCAAAGAUACUGCCGGUACCGGGAAAGACGGCCGACAGAAUAGGAAUAUCGAGGAUAUUAUGCGCGAAAAGGGGGAAAAGGUGCAGCGAGGUGAAAUCAGGGAGGGAGGAGCGCUUGAGUUUUGGGAAAACUAG